Sphaerodactylus townsendi is the source of this 1189-nucleotide messenger RNA. RefSeq names its product interferon induced transmembrane protein 5 (gene IFITM5). Gene Ontology annotation, cellular component: plasma membrane. The record is from RefSeq and is a predicted model, not a curated record. Gene Ontology annotation, biological process: bone morphogenesis; bone mineralization. Bases 31 to 435 code for a protein of 134 amino acids. The transcript has 2 exons. NCBI's taxonomy places the organism in Eukaryota, Metazoa, Chordata, Lepidosauria, Squamata, Sphaerodactylidae.
GGGAACGGCAUAUCUCCUCUGUCAGGAACCAUGGAUACUUCUUAUCCUCGUGAAGACUACCUGCCCAUGGCAUCUCACAAGCAGGAACCUUCUCCUACAGUCAUCACCAUCAGGCCUCCAGUGGUUCCCCGUGACUACAUGAUCUGGUCUGUCUUCAAUACCAUCUAUAUGAACCUGUGCUGCCUCGGCUUUGUAGCUCUUGCCUAUUCUGUUAAGGCACGGGAUCAGAAAGUGUCUGGUGAUCUGGAAGCUGCCCAUCGCUAUGGCUCCAAGGCCAAAUGCUACAAUGUCCUUGCCACGCUGUGGAAUGUGGUGCUGCCACUGGUGCUGAUCGCUCUGGUGAUCACAGGCGUCCUCCACCUCUCCAAGCUUGCUCAGGAAUCCAUGGACUUUUUGGCUUACAGACUCUUUCCUAAUGAUGACGACAAGAAGUGAGCAGAGAGCCUUGAGCAUUCCAGGGAAUUUCUUUCUGGUCCUUCAGGGGGAUUUUUACAGAGACAGUCAACUGAUGAGCCCCAACCACUGUACAACACAAAACCUCUCUUGCCUCUAAUUCAGAUCACCUGUAUCGAUGCAUUCAUGUUCCUUGGAACUCAUCUCAGAGCUCACUCUUCGGGGAUGCAGAAGAUGCAAAAAUGAAUCCUUGGCAUCCUGCCUAGCCUCAAGGCAGGGCUAGCAGCCACAGAAUUUUUCCACAAGCGGUGGUUCUUCACAGGCGGCCUCUUCAGCUUUUUGUUAUCUCUGCUAGGCUCACACUCCUUCAUGUCUCAUAAAAAUAUGCAAGCCAUAUAACACAAAAUGGCCUGCCUCUUGUAGAAAUUUAUACCUUAUCUCAAAAAGAAAGAAAAGUGGUCCUUCAUUGCAGGGAUGUAGGUAUAGACUUUUUAUAGGCUGGGUUGGGGGGUGCCAUGCCCCCACCCACCCCUGGGGGUGUGACCCUGCCUCCCCAAGCCCCACCCCGGCCUCCCCAAGCCCAGCCUUCAGCUUGCAAGCCAACCAUGCAAGCUGACGGACAGAGUAAGUUGCAGGGGUGGCUGCACUUAUGAAGGAUGCCCCCAGCCGGACAGGCGACUGAAGGGACAUGGAAGAAGAGAGCGGCUGCCUGUCCACCUGGGUGCGGGAGGAAAGGGUUUGGGGGUGGGGCUACACCCCAACCACCCCUGGGGGCUUGGCCACACCUCUCCAAGCC